AUGGAUAAGAUGAAAGGCAUCGCCAAGGGCGGCUGGCACUCAGCAGACAAUAAAGUCAGAGGAAACAGCAGCAGUGGCGGUGAGAGUAGAGGCAUAGGCAUCCACCGCGACACCUGGAAGUCGGACCUCAAAGGAAAAGUGACCGGCACCAAGAAAGACCCCUACGAAGAGCAGAAGAAUCACACAUCCCGACCCCUCGCCAGCUUGCAAGAUCCGGAUUCGUUCGGACCGCCGCCGAAGCAUUCGGCGUAUUACGGGGCAGAUGGUGUGAGUCGGACGGGGACCGGGCUUAGUGGUGGGAGUGCGAGUAGGACGGGGACUGCAUCGAGUGGACCUAGCGGGGGAUGGGGAGCGUCGGCGGUGCAGAGUGGAUAUGCGCAGCAGAAGCGGGAAAGAGAAGAGCGAGAGAGGCAGAUGCAAGAGGAGCAGGUACAAGAAGAGAAAGCUGGGCCGUAUAGGACGGAUACAUCAGGGCUGAGGACGGAUCAUCUUCCAAAGCCUCCGGUAAGGAGAGGGGAGGCAGCGAGUCCUGCGGGUGUUGCGAGUCCGGUCAAUAGGACUUCGUCUCCUGCGCUGCCGCCGAGACAACCGCCUAGACAGGCUGCUGCUCCGCCUCCUUCGUUACCGCCGAGGCAGAAUGAGUAUCCAGAUGAGUACACGCCUGCCCCGCCGCCGGCGUAUAAUGAGGCUUUGAGAGAUCCGCCUGUACAGCAGAAUCAAGACCCAGCAGCCAUAAAUCAAGGAGCAGCGACUAGAUUAGGACAAGCAGGCGUUUCAAUCCCUGGGUUCGGGAUAGGAGGAAACAACAACAACUCCCAACCAGAAUCACCCGCGACACGAGGCCCUCCAGCCGGACAACUGAACGAGCUCCAGCAGCGUUUCGCGAGGAUGAACACUGGCGCCGCUUCGAAUAAUGCUCCUUCGCCUGCGAGUCCGACGUCCCCAGCAAAUGGACCGGCAGCUGCUGCAGCGCAGAAGAAAGCUCCUCCGCCGCCUCCGCCGAAGAAGGCUGCUUUGCACCCUGCUGGCCUGCAAAACUCUGGUCCUUCUGGCUUUAAUGAUGAGCAGCCGCCUCCGCCGCCGCCUUUGCCGAUGAGUAGUAAGCCGAGGCCGUAG
This is a messenger RNA of Zasmidium cellare ATCC 36951, 1116 nucleotides long. RefSeq lists its product as uncharacterized. NCBI's taxonomy places the organism in Eukaryota, Fungi, Ascomycota, Dothideomycetes, Mycosphaerellales, Mycosphaerellaceae. The transcript has a single exon. The record is from RefSeq and is a predicted model, not a curated record. The coding region runs from base 1 to 1116 and encodes 371 amino acids.